AAUUGUACAACUCGUUCUACAUGAAGUAGACGAUUCCAAAUACAAAAACUGAUGACUGGUGUUCAAAGUGCUGUCAAAAAAUAAUAUAUUGUGUGUUGUGUGAUGUUUCAAUACUGUUAUGUUUAAUUAACACUUGAUUAUUUUUUAACAAAUAUUUUUAGUAUUUAUUUAUUUUAAUUGAAAGUGAAAAUGACAACAGAAGAUAAAUUCAAUGCGGCUGUGAAUGUGAUACGCAGUCUACCAAAAAAUGGAUCAUAUCAGCCAAGCAAUGAGUUAAUGUUACGCUUCUACGCAUAUUAUAAACAAGCAACGGAGGGACCAUGUUCGGAAGCCGGUAGUAAACCAGCAUUUUGGGAUGUAAUUGGACGUGCAAAACAUACAGCAUGGGCUCGUUUAAAGAAUAUGCCAAGAGAGGAAGCAAUGCAACGUUAUGUGGACGAAUUACACAGCAUUGUUGAAACAAUGAGUUAUACAGACAAUGUAGCUACUUUUAUGCAGGCGGGCGAUCAAGAAAUUUUAGAUCAAUUACCAAUGGAUGAUCUUGAAUUGAUCGCUGGCGAUUGUUUAAAGUAUGUACGUAGUCAACCUGGUAGUCCACUUGCUUCACGUCCAUCUACACCAGUUCCACGGGAAAAUGGUGUUUCACGAUCACCAUCACCAACACCUAACAACGAAUCAUCAACAGCACAACCUGAAUCCGAUGAUGAAGAGUUCAUUGAUACUAUGGAGAACGACCCUGAAACGAUAAAGAACGAUACGGAAAUUCCAUCAAAACCGCUUGUAAAUGGUGUCGCACCUGGUACAAAAAUUAUUGAAUAUCCAGCUCUAGCAGUUAUUGCAAAUCCCCAACAAACAACAAUCCCAAAUGGUGUUAUAAACAAUUGUGACAUAAACAAAUCAGAUCAUACAAAAUUAAAAUAUACAUCGAUAGAUAUAAGUUCAGAAAUCGCCCGUACAAUCGCUGCAUUACAAACAGAUGUACGUGCAUUAGAUUCACGCAUCACACAAUUGGAACAAGCUGCGACAGCUAAUGCACAAAAAUCAUCCAAGUCAACAUCAGUUUCUGCAACACCACGUCAAAAAAUUACUAUUUAUCAUUUAUCACCAACAUUAUUGGCAUUUAUAUUAAUAUGGCCGUUUGUUGCGAUACGUUUAUCAAAUCGAUUUUUAUCGUCACGUAAUAAAUAGUUAAAUCAAUUAAUUGGAGAAUGGUUGCAUGCUGGCAUGAUAAUAAUUUUUUAUUUCUCUCACUCUAUAUUGUGUUCAUUUUUCCAGAGAGAUCGAUCUGGAAAACCUGGAAAUAUCAGAGAGUUUUGAGACAAUGGAAAAGCUAGUGAUUUUUAAUAUCGGUUAGGUAAAAUAUAAUACAAGUCUCUGGAAUAAUUCUGAAGAUAGUGAUAUCUCGGAAUGUAUAUACUCUGCUUCAAUUUUAACUCUUAAUCUUUGUGUUUGGGUUCGAUUUACCGUUAUUGAAUGUUUUUCGCUUGUAGUUCUCUUUAAACUAAACUGAUUUUUUUAAAACAUAGUUAAGAACAUUUUUAAUUAAAUUACCUUUCAAACAGACUGACAGAUAGAAGUCAACCUUAACACACCUCUCUUUUUUGCGCCGGGGGUUAAAAAUAGUCAAGGAAUUUUUGCUAGAAUUGUAUUCGUGGCAUAAUAUGGCAUUCAAGGACUAUAAUGAACGAUGUUGUCUUGCUACAAUAUUGUCAAAAAGUUUUGAGUUAUAUCCGCGGUAAGAGUAUAUGAACCUAUUGUUUUUUUGUUUGUUUUUUUUAAUGCCUACGUGCAUAAUGAUAAUGGUAUCUUCAGUCCCACUGACGGUGCCAUUCCCUCUUGUAAUCAAAAAUACUCGUGAAUAAGAUAUGCGCGUUUAGUGUUGUCGGUUGCUGUCAAAAUAGGUGUUUUUCAAUUAAACCACAAGCAAUAAUUUAGAUCGAAUGCAUUUUAUCGUUCAAAAGAUGUCAUGAAACGGAAAUUAUUAUCAGUUUUUCAAAACUGUAAAACUCUGUGGGAGAACCGUGCAAAAUUAUUAUCAUCCUAGCAAGCGAUUGGACACGGCGUAAAUUAAUAUAUUACUAAUAAAUUCAAUUUAUAUGUAUAGUUAUUAUUAUAUUUUUACAAAUGCUUUGAUGAUAAUGUUGAUGAAAAUGAUAAUAUCCUUUAGAAACACCCCCCCCCCCUCUCUUAUAGUUUUAAAUUCCUUCAAAUAGUUAUUAUCAACAAUUUUAAUAUGUCUGACGAAAUAGUAGGUUUUCUUUUGAAGUAUAAGGUUUUUAUAAAAAUGAUUUUGGGGCUACGAAAUAAUUCAAAGAGGUUAGAGAUCUGAGAAUAAACUGUGCAUAUUUUUAACCGACACCACUUUCGGCUCAAUUGAAAUGUCCUUUGUCACUUUUGUAAAGAAGGGGCAGUGUGGCCAGUAUCCAAAGACCUAAAAAAAAGGAACAUGCAUAGCAAAUGGUGUAGGAAGUUGAGGAACUUCUUGCACCUUUCACAACUACUUUGCAAAUUUUUACUUUUAAAGUAUGCACUUAAAAUUUCUGCUAUCCAAAGUUAUUUUUUGAAAAACCAGUAUGCUUUUUUGUUUUUAAUUUUUAGUAAUAAUAAGAUUUUAUGGUGUUGUAUAAAAUAUUGUUUUAAAACAAAAUUUAAUUGGGCAACUUUCGUGUAAUGUGGACCCGGUCGACAGUAGUUUUACAGUUUAAUAUAUCUGGAUAUUUUUAAUAUAAAACAAUGACCAAAAUAAUUAUUUUUCGAUUACGAAUGACUAAACGACAGAAGGCGUGACCUAAAACUAAUGCGACCAAUUUUGGUUAUUCUUUGUUGUUUCAAGGCGGAAAGUCCCAGAAGUUCCAGUCUAUUAACGAACUGUCAAAUAAAAAACACGUAUGUCAUGAAUCAUAAUCAAAAUUGGCUGUCAAUUAAUAUCGAAGUCCAUAACUUCUAUGGAAAUUAUUCCUAACAAGGUCAAAUUAUGGUCAUACAUAAAAGUAUUUAUUACGUGUAAAAAAUAACUUGGUUGUGAUGAAACCAAAUUUUAAAUGCCCUGCGCAUUUUUAUUAAAAAAGCGUACUAAAAUAUUGCAGUUUGUAGAAUUUUUAAAAUAAAAAUUAUCAAAUACGGAAAGAAUCCCAAUAUUAAUGGGAUGAUAAAAUAUUUAAAAAAAAUAGAAAAUUUGUAAAUAAAACCAUUUUAUGUGGAUAAGUCAAAAUUUAUUUUUUGGAAGUGGAACUUCCAACAAUAACAAAAUAGUAUUUUAAGAGAAAAAUUAAUACAACGAUUAGUGCUUUAGACUAACAAAAAGCGAUUAAAAAUACUGGAAUUCGGACCAUGUGUAACCGGGAAUAGAAUAAACGCGGUUGCUUAGGGAGAUAUUUUGUAUAUAUAGAUUAGGUAAAGUUGAGUAAUGAAAUAAAUCUAAGCUUUAGAGUCUCAAAUGAAGUUUCACAUUUAUCGACCGUGUGUUUCAGAAAAAGAUUUUUUCUUUUAAUCACAAUUUUUAAAAUAUUGAUUCAUAACUGAAUCAGCAGUUUUUUGAAAGUUGUCCUAUUUAAAAAAAAAGUUUAAUCAUACGGGAUUUUAACGGACGCGGAUCUAUUAGUUUUUAAAAAUUGGUUUAAGAAAAAAAUACAUAUUUUCGCUUCAUAAUAAUUCCAAAUAUUUUAGUUGCACAAAGAAAAAAUGAAUUAAAGACUGUUAAGCAAGCUUAGCAAAAUUUUUCCCCUGCUUUAAACUUUAAAUAAUU
This is a messenger RNA of Chrysoperla carnea, 3745 nucleotides long. Its product is annotated as acyl-CoA-binding domain-containing protein 5. The record is from RefSeq and is a predicted model, not a curated record. Bases 190 to 1188 code for a protein of 332 amino acids. Gene Ontology annotation, molecular function: fatty-acyl-CoA binding. Gene Ontology annotation, biological process: fatty acid metabolic process. The transcript is spliced from 4 exons. NCBI's taxonomy places the organism in Eukaryota, Metazoa, Arthropoda, Insecta, Neuroptera, Chrysopidae.